This is a messenger RNA of Stomoxys calcitrans (stable fly), 10915 nucleotides long. RefSeq names its product broad-complex core protein (gene br). Gene Ontology annotation, biological process: regulation of transcription by RNA polymerase II. The transcript has 8 exons. The record is from RefSeq and is a predicted model, not a curated record. Gene Ontology annotation, cellular component: nucleus. Gene Ontology annotation, molecular function: protein binding. Bases 787 to 3111 code for a protein of 774 amino acids. NCBI's taxonomy places the organism in Eukaryota, Metazoa, Arthropoda, Insecta, Diptera, Muscidae.
UGGUGCCUGGUGCUGCUGCUCUUUGUGUGAAAUUGGGCGCAGUUCGUGCGGUUCAAGUGAAUGUUUUGGAUAGUUUUCUCAGCAGUUGCUUAAUGCGCUUUUUUAACGCUAGUCAAGACAGUUGCGCAUAUUCAAAGAUCUAGGUCGGUCGGUCGGUCGGUCGGUCGUUCGUUCGCUCCUCACACAAAACUCGCAAGCUUAAUUGCCAAGGCUAAAUUCUCUAGGCCAAUGCACCCACCCCUUUGACAAAAGUGAUUUAAAUAAAAAUUCUACCAGAUUGCAAGAAAAAAUAAAAACUUGCUAAAAACUACCACAAAACAGCAAGAGAGAACAUUUCAUGUAGAUGCAAACAUUUGAAAGAACCAAAAAUAAUUGGAAAGUGAUCCAUCGAUUGUCUCGAGACAGCUAUCUGGAAAGCCCCAGUGGCGUAAUUCACAUCGCCUUCUGCUAAUUCUGUGAAUAAUACCAUUUUCAACAAAGUGCAAACACAGCACGCUCUAAGUGCAAGAGCAGAGAGGCCGCACUACAAUGCGAAUAAUGUGUUGCCAACGCCAUCACCUGCACAGCAAACAACAAAAGUUUUUUAUUUAAGUUAUCAGAGCCAAUUGCCGGCCACACCAGGAAGAAGUAGUUUCUAACUGAUCACAUGAACACACACAAGGACAGAAAAUUAUCAAUUAUCUAAGAUAAGAUACAGAGGAAAAGAAAGAUUCAGGGUAAACCACCUUCUCUAAGAGAGAAACCUUACAACACCCACUAAAGAAACAACAGACAGCAGCAGACGCCAUGGAUGAAACGCAACAUUUUUGUCUGCGCUGGAACAACUACCAAAGUAGCAUAACAUCGGCCUUUGAAAAUUUAAGAGAUGACGAAGAUUUCGUUGAUGUCACAUUGGCCUGCGAAGGUCGCAGCAUUAAGGCGCAUCGUGUGGUGCUCUCAGCAUGCAGUCCCUACUUCCGAGAUCUAUUAAAGAGCACACCCUGCAAACAUCCAGUGAUCCUGUUGCAGGAUGUAAAUUUCCAUGAUUUACAUUCUUUGGUUGAGUUUAUCUAUCAUGGCGAAGUCAAUGUACACCAGAAGUCGUUGCAAUCGUUUCUCAAAACAGCCGAAGUUCUAAGAGUUUCGGGACUAACACAGCAGCAGGCCGAAGAAACACAUAGUCAAUUAGCUCAAAUACAGAAUCUGGCCAAUUCGGCUCGAACACCUCUCAAUCCGCUGCACACACCACUGCACGAUGAGUCGCCUUUGUACCAGAGAAAUGCGGCAUCACCACCGCCGCCUCUGCCACCCACACAGAUGCCGUUCUUCAAGCGCGGCAUUGGAAUGCUCAGACGUGAUCACAACAACUCGACGUCAUCUGCGGAAGACCCCUCCAACACUUUAAAGAGAAUGCGUGGCCCCGAUAAUGGUUUGCCCCCCAGCAACAACAACAGUCCCGAUAUUGUCCACCCACGCAGCACAUCCCCCCAAUUGACCCCCACGGAUUUCUCUACAAUGAAACACAAUAACAACAACUCACCAACGCCAAAGGAUGAGAAACGCAAUGGCUCCUCGACAAAUUCGUCUGGUAACGGCAAUGGUAACGGAAAUGGCAGUGCCAAUGCGAAUGCAAAUGGAAAUGGCAAUGGCAUAACGACAGGCGAAAAAUUGGGCAGUCUUACACCGUCGCCGCUAGCCCGCAGGGCAGAAGAUGUUAAAUCCGAACCCAUGGAAUUGGUAUGCAGUAACAAUAACGAGGAGCACAGCAAUGAUUCCCACGGCGAUAACGAACAGCUGCGUGUUGGCAGUGUGGACUGUGGCAAAGGCUCACUAAGCUCGGGAAACGAUGAAGAAAUCGAAAACACCAUGCCCUCACAUCAAUCUUCGGCUCCCUUUCUGAUUUCGCCGGCCGAAUCGAAGUUGUUUCCAUCAGCACCAUUCACAUUUCCCAUGGGCAACCUAGAUCCCGCAGCAUUUGCCAGCUUGAAUUCACAGAUGCCAUCUGCCGCCGAUAUAGCCGCAUCCCCACAAGGUGGAAGCACUAACCUACUCGGUGGCGUUAUAGUGCCCGGGGUCAAUGCAAAUACAAGUAGCAACCACCAUCAUUCCACUCAUGCACUUCACCACGAACACCAUUUGCACCAAGCGAACGAGCGCAGUGCGGCCGCGGAUGAAGCGAGUGAAACGAGUGAGCGCCAUCAGCGUGAACCACAGUCGGAGCGUGAACCAAGUCAGCAAUCAAGUUCCUUUCCAAACACUCCCUCCCCCCACCAUCAUCAUUUGCAUCAUCACCAACAGCAGUUGCAACAACAGUCCCAAUCGGCACAAAGUCCCCCACCCCAUAGCCAUGCCCACGCACAAUUCGGCUUGCAACAGCAUCCCCUUUCCAUGCUUCCCACCCACCACUUACAUUCCCAUCACGACCUCUCCCCCUCCACCCAUCACCACCAUCAUCACUUGAGUCGUGCUCCGUCGCCAUUCGACCACCACCACUUGCUUCAGCAUCGACGUUCCUCUCUGUCGCCAUCGCCCACAGGUCGAUCCUCCAAUUCGUCUUCUGCAGCUGGCAUUCUGGCGUCUUCGCGGGCCUCUGAGUUGGCCGGUGGCAAUCGACUGCUGCUACCAUUGCCCCUGAAUGCAUGCCACCGGUGCGAUGUGUGUGGCAAACUCUUAAGCACCAAACUGACUCUCAAACGCCACAAGGAACAGCAGCACUUGCAGCCGCUUAACAACGCCGUCUGCAAUCUCUGCCACAAAGUAUUCCGAACGCUGAAUAGUUUGAACAACCACAAGAGUAUCUAUCACAGACGCCAAAAGCACCACUCAUACUUCCACCAUGCCUCCGUGGGCGCCGGAGUGGGUGCCUCGUCCGGGGCAGGCAGUCGUUUACACCAGUCCCUGAGCUCCCUCAGCGCUGCUGCUGCAGCUAAUAGUUCUGCAACGCAAAGGGGCAAUGACAAUGCAGUUGCCGCCGCGGCAGCAGCAGCUGCUGCUGCAGCCGAGCUCCUUUUGUCACCCAUAGUCGGCGCAGCAUCUGUGGCCGGCGGCAGUUCGGGUCCCACUAUGCAACUAUCAUCACACCAACAGCAGUCUUCGCCAAACAUCGUGAAACCCUGUAUGGACUACUUAUAAGAUCAGCAUAACUUCCUGCAACACCUCUUUAGUUUUGCCAUGAAUCCUGCGAGUUCAGCUUCAGCCGCUGCCUCCCAUCAUCCGUUGGCAAACACCACCACCACCGCAAGUGAUGUCUCAAUGACGCCAUCCAAUGCAGCGCAACAACCGCCGCCACCACCACUGCAGACGGCCCCACCGCAGGCAACGCCAUCAUCGUCCCAACCACCACCUCCGAUUGUAGAUCUAACACAAAUAGAGAAUUAUGCCAUGGCCUCCUGUGAUGACCCAUACAGCACCAUGCAUUUGUUGCACCACUGAAGUGUGGCCCCGUCUCCACAGAUCGCGCCAACAAAACAUCUUAACAUCCACGCCUCUGCCCCUCACCUUCCCCACUCCCGUCCCACGCCAACUUCCUUGAACCCUAGCCCGUUUGGAUCUCAAAAACACUUACAAAGAUUUAUUUUUUAUUAAGAUUUAGGCGAAUUCAAAACUGUGAUUUUUACAAUAUAACAUUUUUUAAAUUUCAUUUAAAAAACGCUCACACACACGCAAAACCAUUUAAAAACAAAGAAAACAAACAAAACAAAAAACAAAACUCAUACAACGCACGUUUUAGCGUUAUAAGUCCAAGAUAAGAUUUAAAGUGCAUUUCAUGCGAAGCAAAGGCUCACAAAAUGAGCAACUCCCUGUGACAUAAGGCCACAUACAUACUACAUACGCCUCCUCCUCCUCCUCCUCUGUUACCACUCACUCACUUAACCAACCAACCAAUCAACCACCCACCCACCCACGAACUCUUUAGUGUAUGAAAAAUUACUUGUGCAAUUGUAUAUUUUUUCGUUUUUUCGUUUUUUCUUUUUCGUUAUUGUAAUUUAUUGAUAUAUAUGACUGUAAUUGUUUAGUUCGAUUAUUUAAACGAUCUUCCGUGACAAUAUGUACGUCUCACCCACCACAUCCUGGACUCCAAAAGAAUUCCAAACUGUAGCCCUAAUUGAUACAAAAUGAUACAAUAUGGAAAUUUUCGUUAAAUGGCAAGGGCACUGUGCUGCUGCCACCACUACUAUUACAACUACUCUUUAAAAGAACAGCAAGAAGAAGGACUAGAAGGACUUAUUGUGUAAACUGAAAAGAUUUCAAAUCAUUGUAAUAUACAACCAACCAACCAACCAUACAUACAUAUAGUUAUAGGACCUCCAAACCCCUAGCAUCUAAGAUAGAGAAGGAUAUUGUACAUGUACAUACAUAUACACACACAUGCAAACAUAAAUCCAUGCAUUAUACAUAUACACAUAUGCUGUUCGAUGUAAAUAUUCGAAUUCGUCGAUAUACAUUCACAUGAGAGAAAGAAGCCCUGAUCCAAAUUUUUUCUUUUCAGAAGUAUUUCAUUUUACCACUUAUGUCUCGCGAUAUAUCUAGAAGUUUUUUUCGUUUUUUUUUUUUUUGUUUUCGUACUCUUAAUUUUCGCACCGGCCUUGGCCUCGUGUUUAACACAAGCAAGACCGAUUACUCUCGCUUACUUUUGUAUUGUUUUGUUUUUAGGCAUCGAAAGGACUGAUAGUUUUAGGUUUAAGAACAAUGAAAACAAAACAUUUUUACAAUCCUUUGGCAAUGGUUGACCAACAUUUUUAUUGGCGAUAUUGUUUUAGAGGGAGAAUCAAAAUUUUUUCUGAACGAAGGAAAACGCAAAUCCAUUUUUGUUACAAAGACUGAAUUUUUUGGGACUUUUUCGCAAGAAAUAAAAUUGAACUUUUUCGAAAUUACCAAUUACAUUAAAAUUAAAUUAUUAUUAUAGAUAUAUUAUUACCUACUUCCGUUAACAAAAACAAAAGCAAGCAAAAAGAAAUGCUGUAAACCUGCAACUGAACGAUACGAUAAGUUAUGCAAACAAACAAGUCUGAAUAUGUAUUGUAUUUUUUUUUUUAAUUUUUUGUUUUUAAUUUGUAAUAUUUUCUUUUCCUGAUUUUACCAAAAUUACAUUUUGUAAAAACGACUUCAAAUGUUCUCCAAGGUAUUCUCAUGUAGAAGAGAAAAGAAAAGAGAAGAGAAAAGUAUGUAAAAUAUACCUACUACCUACAUUUAAGUAUUAUUAUUAUUUCAUUCGUAUACAACACAAUAUACCUACUAAACAAAACAAAAAAAAAGGAAAAAAUAACAAAUGAUAAAGAAAUACAAGAAGUUUUGAGAAAAUAUCUGUUUUAGAAUUUCCAUAUUUUGUGACCCCAGCCCCAAAAGCUCUACUAAGCGCCCCGACCCCAAGCCCUCCGCCCUAGCCCUCACCCCAUUCUGCUCCAGGUCUUUAUGACAUAAGAUUUUUAAUGUAAAUGUUUUGUUGUUACAAUAAACUACAAUGAUGUGUACAUACAUACAUACAUACAAGCCACCACAACAACCACCACCACCACCACUACAACUCCAACUCCAACUCCAACACACACAUACAUAUUACUAAAUAAGCAACUAUUAAUAGGUAAACAUACAUAAAUACAUACACCUACCUAUACAUCUAAUACAUACAUAAAUUCCAACUUCUUUCAUUUGUUUUCUCCCACUUGAUUGUUUUCCUUGUUUACUUGUUUGCAUUUCACUUAAAAACUCCUACACAUAGCAGAUCUAUUGAAAUUGUUUACUAUUAUUACUACUUGUAUGAUUACUAUUGUAAUUGUCCUCAUUUAACUGUUGCAUAAAUGCAAACAAAAUGUAAAAAAGAAACCAUAAGCCUAUUACAAUUAAACACAGAACCCACACAAACACACACACACGCCAACACACCUCACACAAUUCAAUCAAGCAAGCAACCAACCAACCAACCAACCAACUACGUACAUACAUGCAUAUGAAUAAAACAAAACUUCCUAUUUCUUUUAAUCUGUAAUAUGUCAAUGUCACAAAACCUAAACUUACAAAUCAAACAAUAGCAAAAGCAAAAAAGAAACAAAACCAAAACCUAAGCCGAAGUCAAAGUCAAAGCGGAUACCUAGAAAAUCAUUUCAGCCGUUGUUGUUCGGCAUCGUUAUGGCAGCAACCCAAGUGCUGGCCACCCCUUGCGAGUGUGUGUGUGCAGAACGGCAACCACCAACGGCAAAGAGUAGCCACACUCAAAACGUAUGCCUUGACUACGAGAAGGAGAGUGAGAGUGAGUGAAGUAAAAUAAGAUCAUCUCAAAAAGCCCACAUUCUCUGUAUGUUGUAUGGUAAUGCAAGAACACCCAUACAUCUAAAGACAAAUUUACAAAGAUGUCGUAACAAAUUAUUUCAACUACGCAAAAACACUACAGAUAUGAGUACUUAUUUGAUUUAUUGUGAUUUUAGUAAACAUCUCUUUAUUGGAAAUAUCACAAUUAUCUGUAUACUUCGUAUGUAUUGUUAAAAGCACACGAAUAUGACAAAUCACACAUUUGCCCAACUAUUGGUUUUGAAUGGAGUUAUCCUGCAAGGAAUCCCAAAAACCAAAAGUACGGCGUGUCGCAUGUAGUGUAGGUAGCACUGCCUAUACACAAAAGGUAAUGGCAGCAUCAAUCGUUGGUGGAUCACAAUGCAAGUCCUGGCGGACCUGAAAUAGUGGUUCGAGUAGCUGCUAAGCUUUUUCUUGAAUAGAAGCAGUUAACUUAAAAGCCGAAUACUACGCUCUUUAUGAGAACUACGCCCUCCGGAUGCUUAAGAAGUAACAUUUCAAUCAAGAAAAGGUAUUCAUAGGCUUUCAAGUCGAACGAACCCCUUGAGCUGAUGAAAGGCGAUUUUAAUAUAAAUACAGCUGUGAUGUCGAUAAUGGUGAUUUGCAAUUAUACAGCAUUUGAAAUAUGACUAAUAACACCUGCAUCUUAAGAUUUCUGUCAUUUGUUCUCUAUUGUUCGCCAGAGGUGUCCGCAUUUAUUCGCUAAAAGUCAUAAGGCCAUUUACAGUUCCUAACUUGCUUAAUUUUUUCAGAAGAAACCUCUCGCUCCUUCUAAUCUAUUGCUAAUUUCGGCCAUGAACAUUCCACUAAGGAACAGGGGCAAACUUCUCACAUAUCAAUGAGUGCAGUCCGAUUAAAGCAAUGAUAAGGGGCCGCAGUGCGACACCUCUUUGAUGAGUACCUCACAAAUGUUGCCCGCAGUAGGAGGGGUAAAUUUUCUCCGAUGGUCUCGCCAGGAUUCGAACCCAGGCGUUCAGCGUCAUGGGCGGACAUGCUAACCUCUGCGAUACGAUGGCCUUCUAAUCUAUUGCUCAAUGCAAAGUUGCUCUACGAUGGACAAACCUAAACAAAAUCUAGUUAAAUCGGUCGAAGCUGACUAUACAAUGUCCUUCAGCUCCUCGAGUAUACCCAAUAUUCUUAAGCAAAUGCGUUAGCAUAUUGUAUACACAAAAACGGGUUAACGACAGUCAAAAAAACCACAUAGUUAUAUACCAAACUGGUAGGAUUUUGCAAAAAUAUUGCACACAGAGAUGUCGAAAAGAAUAUCUAACGAUUUAUGCAAACUUAUAUAAAUCUGAUUCGACUUAAACGAAAUUUUGCACGCGUAUUGAGAAUUGAAUUAAAAAACAUCCUUGCAACAUUUGGUAAACAUUGAACUUAAUCUGAUCCGAUUUUAAGUCGUCUAAAGCAAAAUUAACGUCAAAUACAACCUUUUUAAAGAUCGGAUUGGAAUGUUGGCUCUUAUGGCCAUAACAGAGUUUGUGGAAUGAAAAAUAUGCAUGUCGGAGCUAUGUGUGCUACAAUGACAUAGUCUGAACCCAUUUAGCCAAAAAACUAGUGUUUGUCCUUGGGUCUAAAGAGUGGCAUGUACAAUAUCAAAUGACAAUCGAACAACACAUCCAACCCACCACUUCUAAUUCAAAUGCAAAUUUGCCCAUGAACAUUCCGUUGAGGAACAGUGGCGGAGAGGGGAAAAAUUAUCCUCACUUUAAUGGUGACGACUUAAUCAUUGAUGCAGUCAUAUUUAUGCGAAAGAUGUUAUUAAAGGUUUUACUUUCGAUCUGACCAAUAUGUAUUGGCCAAUGCUCUCCAACUCUCAAUAUUCGAUGCCUUCCGCGCCCUUCUCGCAAAUCCAAAUCUAAGUAAAGCUGAGUAUCCUAUUUGAAUACAAUGAAAAUAUACCGCUAUAAGAAAUGAAAAUAAUAAUAAUUUUAUGAUUAAACAGCAAAACACAAUAAAAUCCUAUAUAAUAAAAUAGUAACAAUAAUGAAGAAAACAAAAAGAAUCUCAUCACUCUAACGGAAACAUGUAUCAAUGCCAGAAACAUACUACCCCCCAACUACAUCAAACAUACUAGCUGCAGAAAGAUAAACCAAACCAAACGAAACCAAAUCUUGUUUAAACCAAUUCAACAUCAGCAAUUGCUGCAUGUCCUUGUAGGCGCAUCGUCAUUUCGCCCAUAACGACAAAUGUCAUAUUGCCCAAACGACGCCAAUGUUAGUUGUUUUUGCACCCCUUUGUGCGAUAUGACCGUCUUUGGGCACAAAGACAUUUUAAGAUAUGACAUAUUACCCAUACCAACCAACCCAACCAAAAAAAAAAUUUAAUGUUACAAUGCCAUAAGACCCAAAUGAAUAAAUGACAUUAAACCCAAUAUAAUUUGGAUAAUAUGGCAGAUUUUUUUAAUGUGUUUUCUAAAAAACUCCAAAAAUAACAUAGCAUGAAAUCCCUCACUUUAUUUCAAAGAAAUUUUUACUUUAUUUUUCAUAUGGACCUAUGAGAAAGGAGAACAUUUUUAACCCGGGCCAAAGCCCGUAAUUUCCCCAUCCUUUGAAUGCCAUAGCUAUUUUUUUCAGAAGAAUGUUAACUUAAUUUUACUUUUGGACCUAUGAGAGAGGAAACUCGAAUUAUAUAUUGGAAAUUCAGUGGAGAUUUUUUGGAUUUUAUGACAUUUUCUGAAUAUGUAACAAACUGUAUAUAUAAGAAAAUGUUAUAACCAGUGUUGCCACUUAAGAAAAAUAUUUCCUAACAAAAUUUAAAAAAAAAUCCUCCACCGCAGAGUGGAGGGUCUACAAAGUACUAGAUCGUCGUCUUAUUUUAAUAGAUGAUUUGGACAUCUCCGUCCGUCUGUUUGUGGAAAUCACUCUACAGCCUAAAGUUCAAAGAUCGCCUAUAUGUCCAUAUGAUACAGCACUUACGACUUUUUCCCGAAAUUUGAGGCAGUGAGUCCCCUUGUAAUAGUAUUUGGCCCGACGCCAACUAUAGUUUUAUUCUGCACUCUUAACGAAUGCACUGAAACGACAGAAAGUGAAUUUAUUUUGAGUUGCCCCCCCAUAAAUGGAGGUCAGGCUACCAACCUACCAAAAGAAUAAAAAGCUUCCACCUAAAACGGCAAUUCUGACUGGUUGUGACAUUUUUUUCGAUUUGGGCGUUAUGGCAUAAUUAAAGUUGGGCUUAGUGGCACAGGUGGUUUUUGAUAUUAUGGCAUAUUUGAAGUGGCACAACAUCCAAAUCCAAAAUUUGGAUUUUGUGACAUUCAUUAGGGUUUUCUGUCAUUCCAAAAAUCGUUUUUGGUCGAUAUGACAUUUGUCGUUUUGGGCGAAAUGACGCUACGCCGUCUCUGUAUACACGCUGAAUGUAAGAUUGGAUAUUGUGUUGACAUUCCGCAAAUAAGAAUGUAUUUGUCAAAGGUAAAACUGUGCGCGAAAAGAUAAUCGAUUUAAAAUUUGGUGCAAAAAACAUUUUAUUGGUGCAAUGCAAUGGUAUUAUCCACCCUAAAAGGGGAAGCCGUACACACAUGUAUUACUCAGUUAUGCACGCUCUCACAGUCAGCCAGUAGAAGUGCACUGCGUUGUUCGAAACAAUAAAGGUCACAUACCACAAAGGGAAAUUCCAAGUCCACAGAUCGAUCGAUCGGGGUUUUUUUUUUUUUUGGUUUUUCUAUUCUGUUGGCUUAUUUGUAACGCGGGCAUAGGUCGAAAAGUAUUGUCGAUUGUCAAUUUGAACGGUUGCUGUUGUUAACCGCCAAUAUGGAGGUGGCUUCAAUUGGGUUACUCGUAAGCAUUGUUUCAUUUGGUUUAGUUUUGAAGUCUCGAUUUUUAGUUAAAAGGUGUUUCAAAAAGCACACAAACACACAUACAUACAAACAUACCUUAGUUAAGCCACAACAAUCGUUUUGAAGAGUUUAUUGAAAUUCCACUGUUCUUGGAAAAGCAAAGCGAGAAGAACCAAAAGAAAAUGAAAAUAUGGAAAUUCAUUCACAAUGAAGUAGUAGAUGGAGAACUAAAAGAGAUGAAGAAGAUACACCAAGAUAUUUUCAUAAGGAUAAGAGAUAAGCGAAUGAGUUAUUAUUAAAAUAAAACGAUAAAGAUGAUGACAAAAUGAGAAAGUGUUUAAUUUACAUACGAUGUCAUGUGUCAUACUUAAGGUCACAAUAUGGUAUAGGGGUCGGGGGGGAAGAUACCCUAGUUCGAAUUGCUAGUGUUUUCUCUUAUUUUAUUUAUUUUCUUUUGUGUUUUUUUUUUUUGUUUGUUGCAUUCUUGUGUUCCUUGGUUCCCCAAACACAUAGGAUGAAGGUGUUACAUAUUAUCUUUAUCUUACUAACUGUUGUUUAAUGUGUGUGUGUGUCUCUCUAUAUAUAUUUUGCUGCUAUUUACAUAUGUAUGUGUCGCGCGCUCUUUCUCGAUGUGUCAUUCAUUGUAUUCUGUUUUUAGGUGUGUAGCUUGUAAACCUGUAUGAUUUUCUGAUUUUUCUUCUUUUGUUUUGGUGGUAAUCCCCAAAAGCAAUGAAAACGCACAGCUAAAGAAAGAAAAACACCACAAAUCAUUGUCCAGUUACUAUUAAUAAUUACACAUUUUAUAUAUUAACCAAAAUAAAAACAAAGCAAUUAAUUGAAAUAACAAAAAAAAAAAACAAAAAAAAACGAAACCAA